Molecule: messenger RNA, 1560 nt
Organism: Dermacentor silvarum
Lineage: Eukaryota; Metazoa; Arthropoda; Arachnida; Ixodida; Ixodidae
Product: desumoylating isopeptidase 1
Exons: 1
Coding region: 119-652 (177 amino acids)
Biological process (GO): protein modification by small protein removal
Molecular function (GO): peptidase activity
Source: RefSeq, a predicted model, not a curated record
CCAACCAGCGUUGAGGUAGGCGUCGAGACGCAACCGUCGUCUUCCGCCGAAGACGCAACCGCGUCGCGACGCCGAAGCAGCGACAAAAUUUCUUCUUCUCAUCAGGAACGUCGGCGACAUGGCGAACGCAUCGAAUGGUUGCGCAGAGUCCGGCUUCGAAGUUUAUCUCUACGUGUACGACAUGUCCAGAGGACUCGCCGAGAAACUAUCUGCCUGUCUCCUCGGAAAGGAGCUGCCCGGUUUAUGGCACACCAGUAUCGUCGUCCGCGGCAUGGAGUACUCCUUCGGCUCGACGGGCAUCGACAUCUGCCCGGCGGGAAAGACCAUCCACCAGGAACCCGACAGGGUCAUAAGCCUCGGUUGCACGGAGCUGCCUCACGGCGUAUUCUUGGAUUACAUCAGGGAACUGGCCGAGUACGCUUACGAGGGCAGCACGUACGAUCUGUUCCGCCACAACUGCAACAACUUCUCGCAGGACGUCGCCUUCUUCCUGACUGGCAAUUCCAUCCCUGCAGAGAUCCUGGAACUCCCCGACGAGUUCCUGCGAACGCCACUGGGCAGCAUGUUGGUUUCUUUCAUCGAGCGUCUCUCGAGCGCGGUCGACAAGGCGCCGGACCAGGAUUCUACCGGCGGAGGAAGUUCGAAGAGCUAGCCCCAGAACUGUUAGGCCGUCCGACGCCUGCUCGGCUCACGAUGGGCCGCCAGGAGAGACAACUGCUGAUGCUGGAAGAGACGAAGAUCCCUUAUAAAAAUUUCGAGUAGCAUUUAAGUGAUUCUUUGUUCCGUAUUGUUGCUUUCACCUACCAUCCCUUUGUUGAAAUCCUUCCAACAUUGUUUAGGCUUGCUAACACUAGGGCUGGCAUUCGGGCUAUUUGGCUAUACAUGAGCGUCAGAUAACAGCGCGUAAGAAAACAAGGGACGACCACGUUGAAGAUUCAGCGUUGUGUAUGUCUCUUCUCCGUUCGUCCCUUGUUUUUUACGUGCUGGUAUUUUACAAGCUUCCUAGCAACUCCCUAGUAAAUGCUAUCAACGCCUGACCACUGACUUUCAUUUACAACACGUUUAUUGGCUUUCUGUCAACUUUGUACCAACCAUCUAGAAACCUGUUAGAUUUGCUUGUCAGAUUCUUGAAAUUCUAACGCGUUCAUAAAUUUUGUGUACGCUAUUACCAAUUUACUAAGUUUUUCUUUGGACACUCUAAUAACAUGGUGUCAAUAAUAAUAAAACUAGCACUGUAACCGACUUUAAAUUGAAAUUUACAUUGAAACGUGUUUACAGAUUCGUGUUGGAAAAAAGUAGGCGUGCAGACACGCACACAAGCAGAGGGAAACUGACAACACAAACGCCGACUAUAAAGUGAAAGGACGUACAAAAUCGGAAUAGAAGUUAGACUCAAAACCUAUCUGCGCAUGCUCAGGAGAUGGCAGCGAUAACCUUCAAUCAGGAACACGCGCUUGCCUCCGCGAAAUAUAACUGUUUGGGCACGGCAUUUCAUCUUUAUGUGAGGUAGUUCAAGGCUGGCUAACGCUCGCACUUUCACUAUUAUGGACAUGUCAAGCC